Amyelois transitella is the source of this 4221-nucleotide messenger RNA. RefSeq lists its product as uncharacterized. Gene Ontology annotation, molecular function: nucleic acid binding. The record is from RefSeq and is a predicted model, not a curated record. The transcript has a single exon. Bases 37 to 4221 code for a protein of 1394 amino acids. NCBI's taxonomy places the organism in Eukaryota, Metazoa, Arthropoda, Insecta, Lepidoptera, Pyralidae. Gene Ontology annotation, biological process: DNA integration.
UGUUUAGGUCCACGCCAUUCCGUAGUUUCAUGUCGCAUGUCAACUAGAUGCCGAAUAUGUUCCAGGAAACAUCAUUCUCUACUUCAUUCCAAUUCAGCAGUCCCGUCGAUUGAUGACUCAAGCGAUACAAAUACCAAUCAAUCGGAUGGGGCCGAAGCUGUGUCCUCAGUAGUCAUACAAGGCGAUUCCAAUGAUGUUGUAGUAGGCUGUUGCUCUAAAGCUCAAUCUCAGGUAUUGCUGGCAACUGCUUUAGUUAAAAUUCAAUCUCGAACAGGAGCAAACAUUACUUUUAGGUCAAUGUUAGACCAGGGUUCACAGGCUUCGUUUAUAACAGAGUCUGCAGUUCAAUUACUUGGACUGAAGAAAAUUGCAAGCAAAAGUAAUGUUUCGGUAUUAGGAAGUGACAGGAGCCCUUCAGUGGUUUCUAAGUAUAUAGUUUUUAUCCAAUUGCAAUCACUUCUUGAUACCAAUUUUGUUGUUCGAGUAAAAGCUCAUGUGUUAGACAAACUGACCAACUGUCUUCCUAGUAAGAAAGUGGCAGUUCAAUUGUGUCCAAAGUUUACACAAUUGUCGUUGGCUGACCCUACCUUUGCUACUCCCAAUAAAAUUGAUCUUUUGCUCAGUGCAAAGGUGUACAGUCAAAUUAUAAAGCAGGGCCUAGUUAAAGAUUCUAACAGUUGCCUUAUAGCGCAAAAUACAUCUCUGGGAUGGAUAAUAUCCGGAGAAACUGAUGAAGGUGAAGAUGUUGGGACGAUUAUUUGUAAUACAAAUGUAACUAUGCAUGUUCAGAUAGAAGAAGAUGAUAAGCUUUUGAGGAAAUUUUGGGAAAUAGAAGCCGAACCUUCGUUAGUUAAAGCAAAGAAACAUUUAACGGAAGAGGAACAGCUAUGUGAAUCAAUAUAUUCAAGCACGACUAAAAGGGAUUCUUUUGGUCGUUAUAUAGUGAAGCUGCCAUUCAAAGAAUACAGUCCACAAUGCUUAAAUGGAAACUCAAAAGAAAUAGCACUUAGAAGAUUAUAUUCAUUAGAACGUAAAUUAGACAAGGAGAAAGAUUUGAAAGAAAAAUAUGCAGAGGUAUUUGCUGAAUAUCUCAGUCUAAAUCAUAUGGAGAUUAUUCCACCUGAAGAACAUAAAAGCUCCAAAGGUUUUUAUUUACCACAUUUUGCUGUGGUGCGCAACGAUAGAAGUACAACAAAAGUACGUAUUGUCUUUGACGCAUCGUGCCCAGGAUCCAACGGUGUUUCUUUAAAUCAAGAUUUGUUGGUUGGUCCCACAUUACAGGAUGACUUGAGACAUAUUUUAAUGAGAUGGCGGGCACAUCCUGUAUGUAUUUCUUCUGAUAUUGUGAAGAUGUAUCGUCAAGUUCGUGUAUCUUCAGAAGAUGUUGAUUUUCAGCGUAUUCUUUGGCGUGAAGAUUCUGCUUCUGAGGUGCAACAUUAUCGACUUUUGACAGUUACAUUUGGUACAUCGUCAGCUCCAUAUUUAGCAAUUCGCUCAUUACGUCAAGUAGCUUAUGACGAGGGUGUUCAUUUCCCAAUAGCUGCAAAAAAAGUGUUGUCAGACUUUUAUGUUGAUGAUUUGAUGUCAGGAUGUGAAAAUUUUAUAGAAGGUCAACAGCUAUAUACUGAAAUGAAACAAUUGCUUAGAAAAGGAGGGUUUGAAUUACAAAAGUGGACAAGCAAUGAUAAAAAUCUAAUGAAGUGGAUAGAAAACGAAGAAAAACUUGGAGAUAAAAGUAUGAAAGAGCAAAUAAAAGAUAAUAGAAACAGUGAAGACAAUGAUAAUAGAAUUGCAGAGCAAGAGUCUAAGACAGAAACACCAAAGUUUGUUGAUAAAUCUGAUUCGAUUACUAAAAUAUUGGGUCUUACGUGGGACAAAUGUAACGAUACAUUUAAAUAUUUAGUGCAGUUGCCGACAAUUGAAGAGCCAAUCACGAAACGGAAAGUGAUCUCAGAUAUAUCACGUCUCUAUGAUCCAUUAGGUUGGCUUGCUCCAAUUGUAAUAAAAGCUAAGAUUUUUAUUCAAAAACUAUGGACAUCAGGUUUGAAAUGGGAUGAAAAACUUACGCCUCAAUUACUAACCGAAUGGGUCGCAUAUAGAAACGAGCUUUUAUUAAUAAAAAGUUUCGAGAUACCCCGAUGGAUGAACACUCGAAAGGAUGAUACUUCUGUUCAGCUUCAUGGAUUUUGCGAUGCAUCGAGUGAAGCAUAUGCCGCAGUUGUCUAUAUCCGUGUUAUUGAUAAAUGUAGUAAUAUUAAUGUAAACCUUGUUACUUCUAAAACAAAAGUAGCUCCUAUCAAACAACUGUCAAUACCCCGAUUAGAACUUUGUGGGGCAACAAUACUUUCUAAAUUAUUAAUAGAGGUAGCUGAUAUUUUAGGUAUUCCAAAGCAACACAUUCAUGCGUGGAGUGAUUCUUCAGUUGUACUUGCAUGGCUUAGUAGCCAUCCAAGCCGGUGGAAAGUAUUCGUCGCUAACCGUGUAGCAGAGAUUUUAGGAAGUUUAGACAGAUCUCAAUGGUCUCAUGUCCAAUCAAAAUAUAAUCCUGCGGAUAUUGCAUCGCGUGGAAUUAUGCCGUCUGACAUUUCAAAAAUGAGACUGUGGAAGCAAGGACCAGAUUUUUUGAGAAAGGUAGUCAUAAAUUACAAUGGAGAUGAUAUAACAUAUGAUACAAAUACAGAAGAAAAAGGUAAUAAAAUAUGUCAAGUAUUAACAAGUAUAGAUGAUGAUGUUAUUAUAUGGGAAAGAUUCUCAUCAUUAAGGAGACUUCUAAGAGUUAUAUCGUGGUGCAGGCGAUUUAUUUUGAAAAGCAUUAAUAAAACCAAUGAAGGUUCUCAAUGGCUAACUAAUGUAGAAUUACAACAAACAUUACAUAUAUACGUAAAGCAAUGCCAAGUUCGAAGUUUUUAUGAAGAUAUUGAAAGUAUAACUAAAGGAGGAACAGUUAAAACAAAAAGCAAACUUAAACCGUUAAAUCCUUACCUUGACGAUGAUGGACUUUUACGUGUUGGUGGGCGGUUGGAUAGAACAGCUACUUUCUUGAACGUAAAUAAAAGACAUCCAAUCAUUCUUCCGGCUAAAGCUCAUUUAACAAACUUAAUUAUAAAGGAUACGCACGAACGAACUAUUCACGGGGGUAUUCAAAUUAUGAUCAAUCAUCUUAGAACAAAAUACUGGGUUAUUGACGCUAAAAACCAAGUAAAGCAUUAUAUUCGCAAUUGUGUUAUUUGUAUUCGAUAUGCAAGUCAACGUAGAGAGCAACUGAUGGGACAAUUGCCAACAGCCAGAGUUACACCAAUGAGACCUUUCAAAAGAAGUGGCGUCGACUAUGCUGGUCCUAUUGCUAUAAGAACGUCCAAAGGGCGUGGUCAUCAUGCAUAUAAAGGGUAUAUUUGUUUAUUCAUCUGCAUGGUGACUAGAGCAAUCCAUCUAGAAGUAGUAAGUGACCUUACUGCUCAAGGAUUCAUUGCUGCCUUUAAAAGAUUUGUAGCUAGAAGAGGACAUUGCGCAGAGCUUUUUAGUGAUAAUGGUACAAAUUUUGUGGGUGCAGAACGUGAAUUGAAGUCCUUAUUAUUUGCAGAAAAGUCUAGAUUACUGCCAGAAAUAGCGGAUUGGUUAUCUACAAAUGGUACUGAAUGGCAUUUUAUCCCACCGCAUUCCCCCAACUUUGGAGGACUAUGGGAGGCUGGCGUAAAAUCCACUAAAUAUCACCUUAGACGGAUAAUCGGAACUUCUACACUUACUUUUGAAGAAAUGAGCACUCUCUUAUCUCAAAUUGAGGCUUGUCUUAAUUCGCGUCCAUUAUCAAGCUUAAGCUCAUCGGCUGAUGAUCCCGAGCCUUUAACACCAGGUCACUUCUUGAUUGGGGAGCCAUUAGUACUUGUACCAGAUGCAAACUAUGAAACGUCAAACAUGAGUAGCUUGAAACGAUGGCAGUUUAUGCAACGCAUGGUACAAGAUUUUUGGCGAAGGUGGUCUCAGGAGUAUCUUACACAAUUUUUACAUCGGUACAAAUGGAGUUAUCAAACGCCAGAACCAAAUAUUGGUGAUAUAGUACUAGUAAAGGAAGAUGAUCUUCCCCCUGCGAGAUGGUUGUAUGGAGUUAUAACUCAAAAGCACCCUGGGUUGGAUAAGAUUACGCGUGUUGUUACUUUAAAAUGUAAAGGGAAUAUAAUUAAAAGACCCGUCUCAAAGUUGUGUAUUUUACCUAUAGCUAAAUAG